Messenger RNA from Angiostrongylus costaricensis, 348 nucleotides. The record is from the annotation of a GenBank genome assembly. NCBI's taxonomy places the organism in Eukaryota, Metazoa, Nematoda, Chromadorea, Rhabditida, Metastrongylidae.
AUGUUGUCAAAGCCGGUGUUGAUCCACAUCUCUUCAAUCGUAAACGUCCGACUCGCUAAAUUGUUAAUUGUUCGAGUGAAUCGAUGUUCAUUUCCACAGUCGCGUAACGAGAGCGCCGACGCCUCCAACUCCUCUGCUGUUGCAUGUUCUGAUAAACAGCUUUUCUCCGGUGUCAUAAAUGGCGGUAAAUGGGUGGCGUCUUCUCGUAUCGGCCAGUCUGAUGAAGUCAUAUCUUAUCCUUCAUGCCUGCAUGAUCAAGUCUUCUAUCAAGGACUCGGAUGCAAGUGUGCAGGUAUUGUAGGUGCUGAUCGUCACUGUAAUCCUCUACGAUUUAAGCGGUCUAAAUGA